This is a messenger RNA of Oncorhynchus gorbuscha (pink salmon), 507 nucleotides long. Its product is annotated as dynamin-1-like protein. Gene Ontology annotation, biological process: mitochondrial fission. The record is from RefSeq and is a predicted model, not a curated record. The coding region runs from base 116 to 391 and encodes 91 amino acids. The transcript is spliced from 3 exons. Gene Ontology annotation, molecular function: microtubule binding; GTPase activity. Gene Ontology annotation, cellular component: membrane; cytoplasm; mitochondrion. NCBI's taxonomy places the organism in Eukaryota, Metazoa, Chordata, Actinopteri, Salmoniformes, Salmonidae.
UCCGCAAGGAGGUUGGAGAUUGAAGAAGAGACUGAACGUAGCUUGGGAGGCAACGUGAUUUGGAUAAAUAGUUGUGGGCCGUAGAACACUGCUGGUGUUCAGUAAGCUGGACCUGAUGGACGCAGGGACAGAUGCUCUGGAGGUCUUACUGUGUCGGGUCAUUCCAAUGCAGCUUGGAAUUGUGGGAGUGGUCAACAGGAGACAGCAUGACGUCAACACCCAGAAGAGCAUAGAGGACAUGGCGUGGGAAGAGCAGGCCUUCCUCCAGUGCCACUACCCAUCUCUGGCCUCCCGCUGCGGGUUUCGCUACCUGGCCGACACCCUGAGCUACUUCCUCAUGCUCCACAUCCGGGAUUGCCUGCCGGAGUUGAAGACUCGUGUGACGUGCUAGGUGCCCAAUACCAGGCCUGGCUCAGCAGCUACGGCCAGCCAGUAGAGGACCAUAGCACCACCCUGCUGCAGAUCGUCACCAAAUUUGCCAGCGACUACUGCAACACCAUCGAGGGC